UUUUGCAUUUCUUUUGCACAAAAGACAUUCCAACCCCAACUGCUGACUGACAAGACUCUCUCUCUCUCCACUGCUUCUUAAUCCUCUUAUCUUUCCCCAAAGCUUUUGGUUGUAUCCUUAGAACCAAACACAUUUCAAAAAAAAAAAGGUGAGAGAGAAAAUUUCAGAUCCUUAUUAUUAGACUUCCAACCAAUCCUUUUGAGUUAUGGACUCCAAUCAUCUCCAACACAUCACCAGCGUAGACAAAGCUUCUGUAGACAAGAAGCAGCAUGAAGAUGGGAAGAAGCUGUUAAAACAACUUCAUCAUCAAGGUAACAAAGAAAGCCAAAGCCAAAGCCAAAGCCAACCAGUUUCAUUUUCCCCUGCCUCACCACCUUCAGCUUCUUCCUCUCCUUCUCAUGAAUUCUCUUUCACAAUCUCCCUCCACCACUCUUCCUCCAACAUCAACACCACUACCACCACAACUACCCCAGCUGACAAAGCAACCAAUAGUAAUAAACCUCCACCUUCACUCGCCAUCGAUUUAUCUCCCGCCGACGACAUUUUCUUCCAUGGCCAUUUGCUUCCUCUCCACCUUCUCUCUCACCUCCCUGUCUCUCCUCGCACCUCUACCAAUUCCAUGGACAGCUUCACCCUCCCCGUCAAAGACUUAUCAGACAAUCAAAAACCAACCAAAGAAAGCAACAUCAAUUGCAACACCACCACCUCCACCAUCAGCCAUAAUAAUAGCAACAAGAAGAUCAGCAACAGCAAAAAAAGCCAAAUCAGCAGCAAUAAGAAUAUUAAUAAUAGUGAUGAGACGAUGAACGGGGGAAGAAGCAAUAAGUGCAAGUCUUCAUUUUCAUUGCUGGGUUUUACAAGAUGGCGAAAAGGGUGUGAAGAGGUGAGAGAGAUUGGAGAAGAUAAGGAAGAGAAGCAAAAGAGGAAGCUAUUAAGGUUCGACCUGAGCCAAGUGGUAAAGAGGUAUAUGAGAAUGGUCCAGCCUCUUUUGUUCUUCAAAGGGAGGAGAGACAAUAUGCGAUUAAAUAGACAGGCUUAUUCAUUUUCAGGUAAUUUAGCUGUGAGGAAUAAUAAACCGGCUGAUUUGAGAGGAAGGAGAGGUGAGUUUUCAGCACCUGCUUCGAUGAGGACGUCGCCGUCUAAUAGUGGCCUCCUUGUUGCCACUGCAACUCUUCCUUCUUCUACAAGUGACAGCACCAUGGAAGAGUUGCAGGCUGCAAUUCAAGCUGCCAUUGCUCAUUGCAAGAAUUCCAUUGCUUCAGAUGACAAACUCAAAUGCUGAGUGUGUGUUCAACCAAAUUCAAACCUAUCAUAAUUAAUUUUGUAUAUUUUUGUAAUCUUUUUGUUUUUCCUUAUCAAAUGCAUAUAUAGUAUUAUAUUGUAUUUUCCGUGUAUAGAGAAUUCUUAUAUAUAUUAUUAUGAAAAUUUUUUAUUAA
Molecule: messenger RNA, 1436 nt
Organism: Ziziphus jujuba (common jujube)
Lineage: Eukaryota; Viridiplantae; Streptophyta; Magnoliopsida; Rosales; Rhamnaceae
Product: BRI1 kinase inhibitor 1
Exons: 1
Coding region: 206-1282 (358 amino acids)
Cellular component (GO): plasma membrane
Molecular function (GO): kinase inhibitor activity
Source: RefSeq, a predicted model, not a curated record